Molecule: messenger RNA, 1448 nt
Organism: Limulus polyphemus (Atlantic horseshoe crab)
Lineage: Eukaryota; Metazoa; Arthropoda; Merostomata; Xiphosura; Limulidae
Product: derlin-2-like
Exons: 6
Coding region: 182-832 (216 amino acids)
Biological process (GO): endoplasmic reticulum unfolded protein response
Cellular component (GO): endoplasmic reticulum membrane; Hrd1p ubiquitin ligase ERAD-L complex
Molecular function (GO): misfolded protein binding; ubiquitin-specific protease binding
Source: RefSeq, a predicted model, not a curated record
UAAAACUUUUUCGUACUAAUACAAUAUUAUUGUUAAUUUGACAAACGUUUUCAAAUAGUACUGAAGUAUCGGUUUAUGAUCGUACUUAGGCCUAAGGACAAACGUUAAAUUCAAAGUGACCAUUUUUUCAUUGAUUAGUUUUCUUUAGAUUAGGCUCAGUGUUCGAAUUUUCAGUUUCAUAAUGGCUUUUAAUAGUCUUUGGGAAGAAUAUAUGCAGAUACCCGUUAUAACUCGUGUAUACACAACAGCCAGUUUAUUAACAACUUUAGCAGUGCAUUUGGAUAUUGUGUCUCCUUCUCAACUACACUUCAAUCCAUACUUGAUAAUAAGACAUUUACAGAUAUGGAGAAUACUGACUACUUUCCUAUUUUUUGGAAAAUUAGGAUUUCAGUUUAUUUUCAACAUAAUAUUUACGUAUCGGUACUGUAGAAUGUUGGAAGAAAGCUCCUUUUAUGGUCAAACUGCAGAUUUCUUUUUCAUGUUUGUAUUUGGAGGGAGUAUAAUGAUUAUAAUUGCCAUUUUUGCUAACUUCCCUUUUCUUGGACAAGGUUUUACAAUGAUGGUGACUUAUAUUUGGAGCCGUAAGAACUCGUACUAUCGCAUGAACAUCUUUGGACUGUUGCAUAUUCAGGCUAUAUUCUUACCUUGGAUUCUUCUAUUAUUUUCAUUUUUGCUUGGAAAUUCUAUACUAGUGGAUUUAAUGGGAAUAGGCAUUGGUCAUCUGUAUUAUUACCUAGAAGACGUCUUUCCAAAUCAAGCUGAAGGCUAUCAAAUUCUCAGGACUCCAUAUUUUAUAUGCAUUAAUGUCACAGAAGGACUUGUGAUACUGUGACCUGAAUCCGUAACAUCAGUAAAGAUACACUCCUUCAUCGAAGGACUAGUGAUGCAGACAGUGAUCUUAAACUCAGUGUGGAGAAUUUAUUCUGUGUAUUUCAGAUGAUAUUAUGUAAGAUACAUGUUAUUUUUCUCUAACUAUCUUCUGGUUAAAUGCAAAGCCUAAAGCUGUAAUAAACUUCUCUUGCUCUUGUCUUUUUCUGUGAAAUCCAACUAUAUGUUUGUUAUAUACCAGUAUUAAAAAAAAAAAUUUUAUGUUUCUAGAAUGUACCUUUUUGAUCCAAACCCUGAUACAAACUAAAAUCGUCUUCCAAAGGAUCAUCCAGAAUAUUUCAGCUAAGGUGGUGUUGAUAUUAUAAACUAAUUAAAAUGUGAUAUAAUAUAAAAUGUAAAUUUGUGAAUAACCAGUUUAUAUCAUUAGUGGUUUUUUGUUUUCUUAUAAUAUUAAAGCAGUUAUUUGAUAACAAGCAGUUGUAAAGUUAAAAUUUUAGUCAAUCUACCUACCCAUAAUUCAAGUGCAUUCAUGAAUGUCCGUAGGAUAAGUAAAAUUAUUAUUGUUUAAAUGGUUUUAAGUUAUUCCAUGCUAGUCAUGACUGUUUCUCAUAUAAAAAUUU